Carlito syrichta (Philippine tarsier) is the source of this 885-nucleotide messenger RNA. RefSeq names its product amyloid P component, serum (gene APCS). Gene Ontology annotation, molecular function: complement component C1q complex binding. Gene Ontology annotation, biological process: innate immune response. Lineage: Eukaryota; Metazoa; Chordata; Mammalia; Primates; Tarsiidae. The transcript is spliced from 2 exons. The coding region runs from base 61 to 732 and encodes 223 amino acids. The record is from RefSeq and is a predicted model, not a curated record.
GUGCUGCCUGACACUCUUAUCCGGUCACUGCUGCUACUAUAACAGCCCUAGGCCAGGAAUAUGGACAAACUGAUGCUUUGGGUCUCUGUCCUCACCGGCAUCCUGGAAGCCUUUGCUCAGACAGACCUCAGUGGGAAGGUGUUUGUGUUCCCUAAAGAAUCCUCUAGUGAUCAUGUGAGAUUGAUUGCACAGCUGGAGAAGCCUCUGGAGAACUUUACCUUGUGUUUUCGAGCCUAUAGUGACCUCUCCCGUGGCUACAGCCUUUUCUCCUACAACGUCCAAGGCAAGGAUAAUGAGCUACUCAUUUACAAAGAAAGAGUUGGAGAAUACAGUCUGUACAUUGGGAAAAGCAAAGUCACAUUCAAAGUUAAAGAAGAAUACCCAGCCCCGGUGCACAUCUGCACCAGCUGGGAGUCCUCCUCAGGCAUUGCUGAAUUUUGGGUCAACGGGAAGGCUUUGGUGAAAAAGGGUCUGAAACAAGGUUAUUCUGUGGCAGCUAACCCCAAGAUAGUCCUGGGGCAGGAGCAGGAUUCCUAUGGGGGUGGGUUUGAUAAGAGCCAGUCCUUUGUGGGAGAGAUUGGGGAUUUGAAUAUGUGGGACUCUGUGCUGUCCUUAGAAGAUAUCCUGCUUUUGUAUCAGGGUUCCUCCCUCGAUUCUAAUGUCCUGGACUGGAAGGCUCUGAACUUUGAAGCAAAAGGAUAUGUUGUCAUCAAGCCCCUGGUCUGGGCCUGAGGUCUUGCAUCAGCAAGAGCGCUUGAAAAUGAAUUGACCAAUGUCUAAGAUGUCUGCUCAAAGUGACUGGAGUCUAGAUUCUAUACAUGCAGCUCUUUCCUAGAAUGUCCUGUCUGUAUACCCGACUAAUUAAAAAUACAUUACAUACCUGCA